Molecule: messenger RNA, 4476 nt
Organism: Fusarium venenatum
Lineage: Eukaryota; Fungi; Ascomycota; Sordariomycetes; Hypocreales; Nectriaceae
Product: ABC-transporter
Biological process (GO): transmembrane transport
Cellular component (GO): membrane
Molecular function (GO): ABC-type transporter activity; ATP binding; ATP hydrolysis activity
Source: RefSeq, a predicted model, not a curated record
AUGGCCACCCCAGACGCCAACAUGAGCUCAACACGCUCAGAGCAAAGUAGCCACGACACAAUCGUCAACAACGAACUCUCUACAAACGAAAAGCCUCUCCAUCCCGCUUCCGCCCCAGGAGACCAAACCAGUUCAACAGACGACGAAGAUGACGGCCCCCAGACCGAAGAGAUGGUCCGACGACACUCCAUCGUUAGAGACCUCGCUCGCAAUUACACAAACACUUCGCAUCACUUCAAUGGUAGCAACGCCGAUCUUUUCAACGCAGCCGACCCAGCCUCCCCUCUCAACCCUUCAAGCGAGAACUUUAAUGCUAGAGCAUGGGCCAAAGCCAUGUCUAAGUCGAUGAACGAGAAUGGUGCCGGCUUUCGACAGAGUGGUAUUUGUUUCCAGGACAUGAACGUCUUUGGAUACGGUGCCGAAACAGAUUAUCAGAAGGAUGUUGGUAACGUCUGGCUCGGAUUGCCUAGCAUGGUACAGCAGGUGUUCAAGCCAAACGCGGGUAAGCGCAGAAUUGACAUUCUUCGCGGUUUCGACGGUGUCGUCAACGCAGGAGAGAUGCUCGUCGUUCUGGGUCCUCCCGGUUCAGGUUGUUCCACAUUCCUCAAGGCUGUCUCGGGUGAGACGAACGGUAUCUACGUCGAUGACAGCACUUACUUCAACUAUAACGGAAUCACAGCAGAGGAGAUGCACAAGUACCACAAGGGUGAGACCAUCUACACAGCAGAAGUAGACGUCCAUUUCCCCAUGCUUUCUGUCGGUGACACCCUCACCUUUGCCGCCCGAGCACGAUGCCCUCAGAACUUGCCAGCCGGUAUCAACCACAACCAGUACAGCGAGCACAUGCGCGACGUUGUCAUGGCUAUGUACGGUAUCAGCCACACGGUCAACACUCAGGUCGGAGACAACUACAUCCGAGGUGUGUCAGGCGGAGAGAGAAAGCGAGUCACCAUCGCCGAAGCAACACUUUCCAACGCUCCCUUCCAAUGCUGGGACAAUUCAACCCGUGGUUUAGAUUCAGCCAACGCCAUUGAGUUCUGUAAGACUUUGCGCUUACAAUCCGAGCUCUUUGGACAGACAUGUGCUGUCUCGAUUUACCAAGCGCCCCAGACAGCCUAUGAUCUCUUCGAUAAGGCACUCGUUAUUUACGAAGGACGCCAGAUCUUCUUUGGUCCCGCCGAUGAAGCGAAAGCCUACUUCAUCAAUCUCGGUUUCGAAUGUCCCGAUCGUCAAACAACGCCUGACUUCCUUACAUCCAUGACUGCACCAUCUGAACGAGUCGUCCGUCCUGGUUUCGAGAACAAGGUCCCACGAACACCCGAUGAGUUCGCCGCUUGUUGGAAGCAGAGCCAACAGUACCAGAUCGUCCGCGCAGAGGUCGAGAGCUACAAGAGUCUCUACCCCAUCAACGGUUCCAGCGCCGACGCUUUCCGUGAGAACAAGCAGUCCGCUCAGGCAAAGGGCCAAAGACUCAAGUCUCCCUUUACCCUGUCAUACAUGCAACAAGUCCAGCUUUGUUUAUGGCGAGGCUUCAAGCGCCUUGUUGGUUCACCGGGUGUCACAAUCUUCCAGCUCAUUGCAAAUACAGUCGUUGCACUUAUCGCCUCGUCACUGUUUUACAAUAUGCAACCUACGACUGGAGAUUUCUUCAAACGUGGUGCUGUUUUGUUCUUGGCUGUCUUGUCUAAUGCUUUCGCAUCUGCCCUUGAGAUUUUGACGCAGUAUGCUCAGAGACCUAUUGUUGAGAAACAUGCCCGCUAUGCUUUCCACCACGCCUCUGCUGAAUCGUUCGCUUCUAUCCUGGUUGAUAUGCCUUAUAAGAUCACCAACAGUAUUCUGUUCAAUCUCACGCUCUAUUUCAUGACGAAUUUGAACAGAGAUGCCGGUGCUUUCUUCUUCUACCUUCUCGUGUCGUUUAUUAUGGUCCUUGCCAUGUCUGGUAUUUUCAGAUCCAUUGCAUCGAUUUCUCGUACCCUGUCGCAAGCUAUGGUUCCAGCCUCGCUUCUCAUCCUCGCCCUCGUCAUUUUCGCAGGCUUCGUCGUACCAGUCGAUUACAUGCUUGGUUGGUGUCGCUGGAUCAAUUACCUUGACCCCGUCGCCUACGCCUUCGAGUCCCUCAUGGUAAACGAGUUCUCCGGCCGCAACUUUACCUGCACCGGCUUUGUCCCGAACCCUCAGAUCCCCGGUUACGCCGACGUGGAUUCUAUGAACAGGGCUUGUUCCACGGUCGGUGCUGUCCCAGGUCAGAGUUGGGUCAACGGUGACGCCUACCUCAACCUCGAGUACAAGUACUUCCACUCUCACAAGUGGCGCAACGUCGGUAUCCUUAUCGCCAUGACAGUCUUCAACCACAUCGUCUACAUCGUCGCCACAGAGUACAUCUCAGCCAAGAAGUCAAAGGGUGAAGUCCUCGUCUUCCGCCGCAGCAACAUGCCCGCCAAGGCCAAGUCCGACCCCGAAGCCGCAUCUUCCAGCCCCAUCCCCGUCACUGAGAAGAACAACAGCGAAGUUGCCAACAUUCAAGGUUCUACUAGUGUCUUCCAUUGGAACGACGUGUGCUACGACAUCAAGAUCAAGGGUGAACCACGACGCAUUCUCGACAACGUUGACGGUUGGGUCAAGCCCGGAACCCUCACAGCAUUGAUGGGUGUAUCAGGUGCUGGAAAGACGACUCUUCUCGACUGUCUCGCUGAUCGUAUCUCUAUGGGAGUCAUCACUGGUGAAAUGCUUGUUGAUGGCAAGUUGCGCGACGACUCGUUCCAGCGUAAAACAGGCUACGUGCAGCAACAGGACCUUCACUUGGAAACCAGCACUGUUCGCGAGGCUUUGACUUUUAGCGCUCUUCUUCGUCAACCUGCCUCUAACCCACGUGAAGAGAAGAUCGCCUAUGUCGAUGAAGUCAUCAAGCUGUUGGACAUGCAAGAGUACGCAGAUGCAGUUGUCGGUGUCUUGGGCGAGGGUCUCAAUGUCGAGCAGCGCAAGCGUCUAACAAUCGGUGUUGAGCUCGCUGCCAAACCGCCUCUACUUCUCUUCGUCGAUGAACCUACUUCCGGUCUUGACUCGCAGACAUCCUGGGCUAUUCUUGAUCUCCUCGAGAAGCUGUCCAAGGCAGGUCAAUCUAUCCUCUGUACCAUCCAUCAACCGUCAGCCAUGCUCUUCCAACGCUUCGAUCGUCUUUUGUUCCUCGCUAAGGGCGGACGCACAAUCUACUUUGGUGACAUCGGCAAGAACUCUGAGACCCUUACCAACUAUUUCGUCAAGAACGGUUCUGAUCCUUGUCCCAAGGGCGAGAACCCUGCUGAGUGGAUGCUCGAGGUCAUUGGUGCGGCACCUGGUUCCCAUACUGAAAUCGACUGGCAUCAGACAUGGCGCGAAAGCUCUGAGUAUCAAGAUGUUCAGACUGAGCUUCAGCGUCUCAAGGCAGAGGGUAAUGCGAAUGGUGCUGCGGAGAGUCACGAUGCUGAAUCCUAUCGCGAGUUUGCUGCGCCCUUCGGCGAACAGCUUCGUAUCGCUACUACCCGUGUUUUCCAGCAGUACUGGCGCACCCCAUCGUACAUCUACUCCAAGGCUGCUCUGUGUAUUCAGGUUGGAUUGUUCAUCGGUCUUGUCUUCCUCAAUGCCCCUCUGAGUCUUCGAGGCUUGCAGAACCAGAUGUUUGCCAUUUUCCAGGUCUUGACAGUCUUUGGUCAAUUGGUUCAGAUGCAGAUGCCUCACUUUGUCACCCAACGAUCCCUCUACGAAGUCCGCGAACGACCCUCCAAGACAUACAGCUGGAAAGUCUUUAUGCUAUCCCAGAUCAUGGCUGAAAUCCCUUGGAACACCCUCAUGUCGGUCUUUUUGUUCGUCUGCAUCUACUAUCCCGUCGGCUUCCAGAAGAACGCCGAGUUUGCAGGCCAGACAGCUGAACGAGGUGGUCUCAUGUGGCUUCUCUUCUGGCAAUUCCUCAUCUUCACUUGUACCUUUGCGCACGCCGCCAUCGCGAUUACCGAUACAGCUGAAGCGGGUGGUAACUUGGCCAACGUCGUCUUCAUGCUCUCGCUCUUCUUCUGUGGUGUUUUGGCUUCGCCCGAUAACAUGCCCGGUUUCUGGAUCUGGAUGUACCGAGUUUCGCCAUUCACCUAUCUCGUGUCAGCGAUCUUGUCAACUGGUAUCGGAAACGCAGAGGUUACAUGCACAGCGCAAGAGUUGACCACAUUUAACCCUCCCAACGGAACUACCUGCGGAGAAUAUCUGGAGUCGUACAUGGCGCAAGCUGGUGGUUACUUGACUAACUACGACGCCACAUCCGACUGCAAGUUCUGCACCAUCAAGGACACCAACGUUUACCUCGAGGCACUCAGCUCUAGCUAUGAUAACCGUUGGAGAGACUUUGGUAUUGGAAUGGUGUACAUCGUCGUCAACAUUGUUGGUGCUCUGUUCUUGUACUGGCUUGUCCGCAUGCCUAAGAACAAGAACAAGAAGCAGAAGAAGGCGUAA